This is a messenger RNA of Pelagomonas calceolata, 1239 nucleotides long. The record is from the annotation of a GenBank genome assembly. Lineage: Eukaryota; Pelagophyceae; Pelagomonadales; Pelagomonadaceae.
AUGGCUGCCCAUAGAGCAGAGCUAUUGCAGCACAAAAUGAAGUCGUAGGCAUCUAUGUUGCUUAGGACAGUGGUCGCGGCAGCCGUGCUGCUGCGCGGCGCGGGCGCAUGCACGGCGACGCUGAGCAUAGACAUCGACGGCGUCUCGGUGAAGCUCGCGUUCGACAACACGUCCUCUGUGUUCGGCACGGCGCUCCGGCACGUCGCCGAGCUUGGAGACGCCCACGGCGGCGGCCUGAUGGGUGGGAGUUGCGAGACCGGCGACGCGUUUUGCGCCGCCGGCGAGCUCGCGGACGGCGCGCACGCGCUCCUCGCGGAGCGGUGCGGCGACGGCGACGGCGGCGACGCGCGUCCCGCGCCGCUGGACGUCCUACAAGUCGGCGCCCACGAAGGAGACAGCCCGGGCGACCCGCUGUACGCCUGGCUGCGGCACCGCGCCGCGCCGUGGGUCCGCGCCGUCCUCGUCGAGCCGAUGCGGGCGAGCUUCGAAGCGCUGGUACGAAACUACGCCGGAGCGGUCGCUUCCAUUUCGUACGUGCACGCCGCCGUCGCCGGGCGCGAGCGGAGGCCGCUGGUCUUCUACGAGCCGCGCCGCUGCGACGCGCCGUAUCCUGAUGCGAGUCACGACGUCCGCUGCGUCCACGGCUUCGAAACGUCGACGCUCAUCGCUUCGACGAACUGGACAUUCGUCUACCACGGCGCGCGAUGGAUCGUCGACCCGACGGGUUCGACGACCGCGGUGCCGCCCAUCGCACGACGCGAGGUCGCUGGCCUCGAUUGGCGCUCCAUCUUGGAGGCACACGGCGCGUCCGCGGUCGGCGUCCUCGUCGUCGACGCCGAGGCCAUGGACUGCGACCUCGUCGCGAGCUUUCCCUUCGACGUCGCCGUUCCCGACGUGAUCGUGUUCGAGCAAGGGCACUGCGCCCACGCCCAGCCCGACGAGCGCGCGGCACUCGAUGAUUACCUUACGGACGUCCUCGGCUACGCGCGGGCGCCGGGCUUCGUCGGGCACGUCGAGCACGACGCCUGCUACGUGCUGCGAUCUAUGGCGCCGAAUCCGCCCGACUCGGCCACGCUGGACCCCAUCACCACCCCGCCCGACCGGCAGCGGGGUACGUUCGGGAGCUGACGACCGGCGAAGCCAUCGAGGCGGUCCUCGCCAGCGUCCCCGGCGGUGCCGAGGUUCUUUACUGCGGCUACCAGCCCCUCGUUCGCACUAGUAUUGUUUACCGCAUAGUUA